GCAAUUGAUGCACCUUGCCUAGAAGCAUUGGUAUAUGAAGAUUUCACCGCCGUUUAUAAUGCUCGAAACAUGGGGCCCGUGAACGAACCAGAUCUUCUCCCUUUUAGGAUUCAGGGAUAUUCAAUGGAGAUAUCCACUGAACAAGUCUAUAUAAACGCAGAAUUCAUAGAGCAUACAUCUAUAAUGCCAAUCGUACUCUCCCUGUGGAAGAAUAAGUCUCAAUUGAG
Messenger RNA from Acaulospora colombiana, 227 nucleotides. The record is from the annotation of a GenBank genome assembly. Lineage: Eukaryota; Fungi; Glomeromycota; Glomeromycetes; Diversisporales; Acaulosporaceae.